AGACAUACAUUCAUGACGUCAUAGUAAUGCAUAAUAAAGAUGGCAGCAAAGACGUGAUUGAAAUAGAAAAACAAACGAGAAAUACUUUUGUAAAAAUUGAAAAAUGGACUUUUUUACUAUACAUCUCUGAAAAAAUGCUAGCAGUACCUGGCAAUCUACUUAUGUAGAAAGGCAUGGGCGCUAAGGAAUCAAAAAUAUCCUUUCUUCCGUAUGAGGAGGCAACAAAGAGAGUCACAGAAGAGGAACUUGAACGUAUUCGCAAGGCAUUCAAGAGAUAUGCAGGAAAUACAAAUGUUCUACCAAAGUUAAGCUUCUUCAAUGAAGUUCUUGGUGAGUUGGUUCCAGCUCGAUUAGGAGAGCAACUCUUUAUGACAUGCGGUGGAAACAGCAAGGGUAUUUCUUUCCGAGAUGUUUUUGUACUACUUGUAUUAAUAACAAAAGGGACAAUCGACGAAAAAAUUAAAUUUUUAUUCUGUUUGAUGUCUGUGGAUAGUAACGUUGUAACUAGAGAAGACCUUGAAAAUUUUUACAAUGCCUGUGAUGGAGGGGGGAUUAUGCCAAGAAGCAUAUGUGAGGCAUUUUGGAGACAUGACAAAUUGGCCUAUGAUGAGUUUCAGCAAUGGGUUGUUUGCAACGCAGACUUCAGUGCCGUAACACGCUGGUUACUUGAAGAACAAAAGCAAAAUAGUGGUAUUACGUUGUCUAGUGAUGAUUACACACCAUCAUUUUAUCAUUCAUUGGCAAGUAUAACAAAAUUAACGGAGCAAGAUGUGGUUGAGUUAGAAAAAAGGUAUUGGACAAUGAAAGCGUUAUCGAAAACUGGCAGAUUUGAUCUGGAUACAUUCACACAACAUGUCUCGCCACCACUACCUUCACUAUUAUGUGCAAAAUUUUUUGAGUUUUUUGAUCAAAACAAAGAUAAUCACAUUGACUUUAAAGAAAUGGUUUGUGGAAUAUCUUUAUGCUGUCGUGGUUUGACGUCAGAAAGAUUACGUGCUUGCUUUGAAAUGUUUGAUGCUAACAAUGAUGGUUUACUGUGUGAUGAGGAAACAAAAAACAUGGUGGAUCUGCUGCUAGUUAUAUACAAACAAUAUGAUGAAAAUAGUGCUGUUAAUGCAGAGAAUGUAAUAAAAGAAAUACCAAAACCAAAAAAGGGCACUGGAUUAUCAUUUGAUGAGUUUCGACCAUGGGCAUCUACAAGUAGUUUAAUACAUGAGUUUUUGUUGAUGUUAUCGCAAAUCUGUCACAUAAUAUUUGGAUUAAAGCCUGCAUUUCAAGAAGAGGAAGGAUAUGUUGUUAGACGCUGGUUAGAACGGGAGCAUAAACAAGGGUUGCAGCCUGGUUUAUUAUAUUACAUUAUAACAAUGGCUUGGUGGAACAGCUGGAAAAAAUAUGUCAACUUUGAGGCAGAUAAAGUAGUACCAGAAGCACCGACACACACGUCUUCAACAACAUGGUUCGCUGACGUGAAAGAAUCACCCUCAGCUGGUAGUUCAGUUAGCAGUAUAAACGAUCAUGCUGUACAAGUGUCCAUCACCGGUGUUACAAUGGAUAUGAAACCUGAAAAAUCUGCUAAGCAAUACAACACUGCCAAUGAAACUGCAGACAAAAACACAACACAGAAAGCUCCUGGCAUUAUUGAUAACUCAUCUUUGCUUGGUCCAGCAGAUACAAGAAAACUGAUGGUGCUAACGGGCGAAGGUGGAAAAUUAAAACAAAAUGUGGUUUUGAUGUGUGGUAAAGAUUAUGAGGUUGUACCUGAGCCUGUCUGGAAAGCUUUAUUGUCAUGGUAUGGUGGGAAUGUUUCACUACCAAGGACUGUCACUGUAGAUAAGGAUGAUAUCAAUCCAAAAAUUGAACUAUAUCCUAUUCAAAUUAACCUGUACCGACAUACGCAACCUCCAAAAUCAAAUGGAUUUUCAUUAAACUCGCUGGGGAUAAAUAACUUAUUAGCUCAAGUAUUUGGCGGAGGAAAUGCUGCUGCAAAUUCCGUUGAACCAGGAAAUUUGAUUGCACCAAAACGGACUCUGCAAUAUCGAGCAUCGUUUAGUCGUAAGAAUACCAUAAGACAGAUUUUAGAUUUUCUAAGUAACCGUUUAAAAAUACAUGUUGAUGAUUUGCGUCUGUGGAAGAUGGAUAAUGAAACUGAUCUUCAGUUGCUUGAAGAAGAAUUAAAGACAGUCGAAGAGUUAGAGCUUAAAGAAGGAAGUCAAGUUUUAAUUGAGGUUCGCAAUCGAGACCUUAGCUGGCCGGAAGAAAUGAAUUCUCUAGUUGCUACAAGAAACUUCAGAGAGCGCUCCAAUACAGGUUUACUAGAAAAAGGCGCAACUGGCUUACAUAAUCUUGGGAAUACAUGUUUUAUGAACUCUGCAGUUCAAUGCUUGAGUAAUACGAAACCCUUGACGCAGUAUUUCACAUCAAAACUUUUUACCUACGAGCUGAACAAAACCAAUCCUCUUGGAAUGAAAGGUUAUUUAGCCAAACGAUACGGCGAUUUGAUUGUGGAUCUGUGGAAUGGCAUGUACCGGAGCGUAGCACCUGUCAAAUUACGUUGGACUAUUGGAAAAUAUGCACCUCGUUUCAAUGGUUUCCAACAACAUGACUCGCAAGAACUGCUGUCGUUUUUACUGGAUGGUUUACAUGAGGAUGUUAAUCGCGUUCAUGAUAAACCUUAUGUUGAAUUGAAAGAUAGUGAUGGUCGACCAGAUAGUGAAGUGGCAGACGAGGCGUGGCAGAAUCAUGUGAAAAGAAAUCAAUCCAUUGUUGUUGAUUUGUUUCAGGGGCAGUUGAAGUCGCAUGUGCGUUGCUUGCAUUGCAAUCAUGCAAGCACGAGAUUCGAUCCCUUCACCUUCCUCUCUCUACCGAUACCAAUGGAAAGUUCUUUGCACAUCGAAGUACCAGUUUUUGUGUUGGGUAAGGAAGAGGUUAUAAGAUAUGGCGUUUUACUGCCUCAACAGGCCACCAUCCGAAACCUGCGUAAAGAGUUGUCGGGGUUGUGUGGCGUACCAGCAGAACGUUUGCUAUUGGCUGAAGUUGUUGGUGCGACGAUCAGGAGCUUUUUAUCAGAUGAGCAAAAGGUUCACACUAAUUUAAUUGGAUAUUUAUACGGCUAUGAAGUGGACGGGUUGAUUGAUCUUACAAUUCCUUUAAAGAGUUCUGAUAAAUGCAAUGUUCCGAACGGCGUGGCUACUUUACCUACGAGUAACACGACGAAUGUACAUACGACUAGUAUAGGAAGUUCUGAUAAAACAAACAAACAAAAUGAACUAAAUGAUAAACAAAACACACCUACAAAAUCAAAACAAAAAAACAGACACAGAAAGAUACCUUUCCGUAAAACUGAUAAAUCAAGUCGAACUAAAUUAAUUGAGGUAACGUCAAAACCAGAUCAAGACACGACGAGGGUGCAAUCUUCUGCUGGUGUCGCCGAAGUUCCUGGUAUUGUUAAUACUUCUUUCUCUUCAAACAACGCGACGAACUCUUCUUCAUCAGUGGAAUUUGUUUGCGAAUCGACUCACCAUGGAUUGGUGGUUGCAAUGAACAGAAAAAUGAUACUUUCAAGCAAUUAUUUUUUGUCAUGGCAAAAAUACCGUCCUGUUCUCUUCGGUCUUCCAAUGAUAAUCUCCUGUGUAAACGAGACAACUAAUCGAGACGUAUACGAGAAAGUAUGGAAACAUGUGUGUAAAUACGUCACGUGUGAUGAUUUUGAUAACGAUAACAAUAGGGUUUAUCCUUUCGAAAUUAAAGCUGUGGACAAAGAGGGAAAUUACUGCGUGUGGUGUCCAUGGUACAGAUUUUGUCGUGGAUGUUCCAUUCCAUGUGAUGACGACUGUUUUGGCUACACAAGUUCUUGUUUAGCGAUCGAUUGGGAUCCCACUAUACUUCAUUUACAUUACCAGCAAUCACAAGAAAAGAAUUUCAUUGAAGAUGAGAGUAUUGAGAACAGUUGUAAAAUGUUGAGAGAACCAAUUUGUUUGGAUAAAUGUCUGAAAGACUUCACGAAAGAAGAAGAAUUAGGCGAAGAUGAAACAUGGUAUUGUGCGAAGUGUCAAGAACAUAGAACAAUAGCAAAAAAGUUUGAUAUAUGGAAGUUACCUCCUAUCUUGGUAAUCCAUUUGAAGCGAUUUCAAGCAGUUAAUAAUCGGUGGGUGAAAUCAAAUAAAGUGGUCCGUUUCCCUAUGAAAAAUUUCGAUCCGUCUAUGUAUCUUGCAAAACGCAAAAGAAGAAAAACUGAAGAUGAGAAAAUAAAUUUAAAAAUACGAAAGAUAGAUGAUAAUACCGAGAGCACUCAAGAUCUUCGUAAAAAGUCGGUCGACAUCUCUUCAAACAUUUCAAAUGGUUGUACACCGCUUGAUGUUUCUUUUACGUCAGAACACAACGUCAGUCCGUCACUGCCUGGCCCGUUAGUAACGUCAAAAAUACAAGUGACGGAAAGCAUUGAAGAUAUCAAUGAUAUUGACGAUGCAAAGAGUAAUGACGAUGAUAUUGAAUGUUUGUAUAAUCUCUACGCGAUAUCGUGUCAUUCUGGCAUGCUGAAUGGUGGCCACUACAUUACGUACGCGAAAAAUGCAAACGGAAAGUGGUAUUGUUAUAACGACAGCUCGUGUAAGGAGGUCGAUGAAAGUAUUUUAGAGAACGAAUCACCCUACAUGUUAUUUUACGAGAUGAAAAAUUUAAAUGCUAUCGACUACAUGCCAAAUAUUAAAGAUAAACAGCCGGCCAACGAUCAACAGGAUGACGACGAGUUCGAGAAAGAAGUGAAAAAUUGCAGUGUCAUGUAAAAAGCCCCUGAAUCUGGUGUAAAAGUCAGAUUUCGGCAACACUGUCACUUCACGUAACAUGGUAUAUUGGGUACAAAAUUUAACUACAGUACAAGUUCUUUAUUCGAUAUACAUUUUGUUUAACGUAUCAAAUAAAAUUAAUUUUUUUAAAUUUUUAUAUGUUUUACAUUUUCAGCCAUUUUUUGUUGACAUUAUUUUUUGUCACUUGUUUUGUUAAGCUGUUAUCAGGCACGAUGCACUUGCAAGUAUUUUUUGUCCAAUGCUUGAUUAGCCAUUAAAUUCUAUCAUUGUUGUGAAACUUAACACAAAAAAUCAUAAUUUUUGCAAAUUUUGUUGUGCAGCAACUUUGGUGUAGCUUUACAAAUAAUACUUAUUUUUUACACUUUUUUAACCUCGAAAGUUCUUAGGUGUGUUCUUCUUACAACGUUGCAAAAUUAAAGUUAUAAAUACAUGAAAAGAGGAAGACUGUUUUAAGACAAUGUCUUAGUAAUGCUAAACUCACAGUUCUUAUAAUAUACGAAGAAGCCUAAGCCGAGUACGUUCUUAAUAUGUUCUCAAUUAAAAGAAAAAAACAUGUGGCAUCACACUUUGUCUCUUUUAUAAUACUAACCAUCACUGUUGUACAACAAUUGCACAACAAAAAUUGUUUUUCGUAAAAACUAACCUAAAAUAAAGAUUUUUAAUUUCUAUUUUUAAAGGUCGUUUUUCAUCAACAUAAAAAUUGUUGAGUAACUGUUUUACCAUUUCAAUGAAAACAUAUGUUGUACAACAAAGCGACACGAGAUGUUGCACAAAAAGAGAUGAACAUUUUUCUAUCUGUUACAGCAGUUUCACAGCAAAUAUGAAUUUUAAUGAAAAUCAAGCUUCAAAACCUUCAUGUAGCAGAUGCCAGUAUAUUUAAGUUGAAUUAUUUUGUUUUGUAAAAAAUUAUCUUCAGAAUUAAAUUAGAAUUAAAUUUGGCUUUGUGAGCGCUUGUUUUAGCAAACUCCAUCCCACGGAAUGUAACAGUGAAGAAAAACAUGUAAUCAAUUUAAAGGUUGCUGUAAUAUUUUUUUUCUUCAAAUCUUAAAAGCAAAUUGUUAUUAAAAA
Molecule: messenger RNA, 5870 nt
Organism: Hydractinia symbiolongicarpus
Lineage: Eukaryota; Metazoa; Cnidaria; Hydrozoa; Anthoathecata; Hydractiniidae
Product: ubiquitin carboxyl-terminal hydrolase 32-like
Exons: 35
Coding region: 174-4781 (1535 amino acids)
Biological process (GO): protein deubiquitination
Cellular component (GO): Golgi apparatus
Molecular function (GO): cysteine-type deubiquitinase activity; calcium ion binding
Source: RefSeq, a predicted model, not a curated record